AUGCCUACCGACGCCGAACGUAUGUUGGCUAUCGCGGACAUCUACUGUGAUGGUAUGAAGGACACCUUGGAUAGGCUUAAGAUGAUCAAUGGUAUCUCUGUGGAUCUUUCCCCAGCUUCUCCCUCCGGAAUCCUGCCACUCCCCGCAUGGUAUAGCAAUCUUAAUUAUGGUACGCGCAACGUCCACACGGCCUAUCCAUCAACCUUCUCCAACACCUCCCCAAACACCUCCUCCAACAACUCCUCCAACAACUCCUCCAACACCUCCACCAACAUCUCCGCGAAAAUCUCCGUGAAGGCCUCCACGAAUGCCUCCAUCGAUGUCUCCAUCAAUGCCUCCAACAACGAGGACCUCAACGCUGAUUACCAGUCCGACAACGCAAGUGUUCAAGAUGAUGCACUUGACGAAGAGUUGGGCGACGCUGAUCACCAGUCCGACAACGCAAGUGUCCAAGAUGCUGCACUUGACGAAGAGUCGGGCGAUGCUGGUUACCAGUCCGACAACGCAAGUGAGAUGGCUGUCCCACUUGAAAGGGAGUCUGACGAUGGUAAUCACGAACCCCAUAGCGAAAGUCUCGGCAACACUACACGUGACACUAAUCACGGACCUUGUAUGGAGAGAAUUCGCUGUCUUGAGGAAGACCUUGCAGAGAGACGUGAGAGGUGUGAAAGCCUCGCCCACCUCAUCAUGAUGAUGCCAAGUACCAUAGACUUUAACAACAUGCAAGACAUGCGAGAUGAUGCAAGGGAGGAUCAGGAGACAGCCGAAGCCCAGGUCGAAUGGUUGUUGGAAAAACGCGAGGCGGACCUGGAGAAGAUUGAGGAAUUGCGCGGGUGGCUCAGAGAUUCAACUCGCACAAUCCACAACAGUCUUGCUGAUAAUGAACGACUUCAAGUUCAGGUAGAUCAGUUAACAAAGCAGCUCCAGGAGACAGAGCUUGCAGCUAAAGCUCAGGCCGAUCAGCUGAUUGCAACGCACGAAGACGACCUCGAUAAAAUUGCAGAACUCCAGGAGCAGCUCAAAAGCUCCACUCACACAGUCAGCAACAGUGCGGCUGACAAUGAACAACUUCAAGUUCAGGUGGAUCAAAUGACGAAACAGCUCAAGGACUCCACUCACACCAUCAGCGACACUCUAGCUGAUAAUGAAAAACUUCAAGUUCAGGUGGAUCAGAUGGCGGAACAGCUCCAGGAGAAACACAUUGCAGCCAAGGCCCAGGCCGAUUGUUUGAUUGCAAAACAUGAGGACAACCUCAAGAGAAUUGCAGAACAGCAAGAUCAUAUCAAGAAUUUAACUCGCACAAUCAGCGACAGUUUAGCUGGCAAUGAGCCACUUCAAAUUCGGGUGCAUCAGGUAACGAAAAAGCUUGAGGAGGCAAUCCGCAAGCAUCUUCAACUCAAAUUGGUACACUCCGAAACGAUCAAGAGCCAUGAAGAGUCGAUAAAGGCACGACAAAUGGCAUUUGAAGCGGUCAGAGAGAUUGAGGAGGAGAUCAAGAUCAUCAAGGCUGAACUUGACAGUCUGAAGGCACAGCUGCGGGAAGCUAAAAAGGUUGGCAAGGCAGCAAUGGCACAUAAAGAAUCUGCACAACGCCAGAUCGAGGCCAUUACUGAGGAGCGCGAUAAUGCCAUCCGAGAGAGGGUCGAAAUGGCCCAGCGCACCGACAAGAUACAAACAGUCUGCCAGGAGGCUAUGAAUGAGAACUCCACGCUCAAGAAACAGCUUGAGGAAUUCAGGAAGAAGCAUGCGGCUUUGGCCAAGGAGAAGAGUGAGUUCUUGGCCAGGCAGAAGAAGAACGGCGGCAACGCCAGUCAAUCGACGGAUUUCAAAGGCACUAAGCCCCCAUUCCCAGAAGCGAAUCGAAAGUACGCAGACGCUCUCAAGGAGAUUGAUUUCCUUGAGCACGAACUCGACGCGAGCGUAGCAAACUACGAACACAGGCGGAUCGUCGAAGAACAGAAAAGGGCGGACCAAGAUGCAAUUGCGAGCCUACGGGCAGAGAACAAAAAGCUGCAGGAAUCACUCCAAAAUGCGGAGAACAUCGGCAGUGGUUGGGCAGUCCAAUCGCAACAAUGCUGGAACAGCUACACCUUAAGCGUUGCCCAAAAAAACGCAUUGGAGGCCGACGUUGCCAUCAUCAAGCCAGCGUUGGAGAAAUUGAAGUCGGAAAACGGUCUCACUGCCGAACAAUUGGAGCAUGCAAAUGCAGAAAUCAUGAGACUGGCUGCAAGGAACAAGGAGCUGGAGGGUGAGGUCACCGACGCUCGAAAGGAAGCACUUGAGAUCUCUCACGACAAGAUCUUCGUCCCUCAAAGUCGGCCAGAGCACGAAUUGCAGGUUGGUGGCGAUAAGCCAACAACCACUCCAACUUCCGAAACGCGCUCCGUUUCUCCAAGCAAGGAAGUUUUCAGAAACGUCGAGGAUAGGUUAGGAAAGUGUGCAGACAACGAGACUUGCGUCACAUGCCUAUAUCACCUGCGCAAAAACUUGCGCAUCUCUCGCAGCGGCGAAGAACAUACUCGAGAAAGACUGGACGUUGCGAAUCAUCGCACACUCGAGCUUGUUUCGGAGCUAGAUGACUUGAAGAAGAAGGUUGCGUGCGCUGUCGACAUCGACCCCAACGAGCUUCCACAAUGGUUGGAGGCAAAGGAGGUUGAUUUUAACAAUGAUCUCCCCGCGCAGACGCGUUGCUCUCACCAACGCACAAAUUCCGUGGCAAGCGACCCGACCCACAACGAACAUUCUGUGGGGUUCCAAGAGGUCAUUGAUGAUCGUCGGGCUGCUUCGGCUGUAAGUCCCGUUCGACAAGACCAGACUGCUGCAAGCAGCGAGAAAGCAGCAGAAGAUGAAGCCGGAGAAUGGACUCCUUCCUCCCCCUCCUCUCCGGGACAUCAAUCAGAGGCCUCAAGUGAGGCGAACCAGAGCGAGAGUGAGGGGGAGGAGGAUAGUGACGACGAGAGCGUCGUCAUCAUCUUGGAUUCGAAGGCCGCCGAGGAGAUGGCGGCGAUGAAGAUCAAGAAGAAGCUGCCGGCCGAAGGAGAGCUGGCGAUGGAUAGGGGGAUGAGGGGGGGCGUGAGGCGUGCUGGCUCUCGGCACAUCGUCGUGAAUCUUCCUCGACCAACAGAGGAGCACUUCGACGGUGCAAAAAAGAGUCCGGCUCGCCUCGACCAAGAGGGGCCAGUGGAGGGCCCUGAGGUCUUCCGAACGGCAGAACCGUUCAGUUUUGAGACGGCCGAGGGACCCCCGAAGGUGGUUCUGCCGAAGGAGCGCCCAGGAAAGGCGGAGGAGAAGAAGGAGAAGGAGGAGAAGGAGGAAGGAGCGGGGAGAUAUUUGAGGCGGUGCCUCGGAGGCGCUGGCCUCUUCCGCAAGGCCUGA
Molecule: messenger RNA, 3375 nt
Organism: Aaosphaeria arxii CBS 175.79
Lineage: Eukaryota; Fungi; Ascomycota; Dothideomycetes; Pleosporales
Exons: 4
Coding region: 1-3375 (1124 amino acids)
Source: RefSeq, a predicted model, not a curated record